AAUACUAAAUUGGCAACCAUGUUUCAGCAUCAUGUACGUCAGUACAGACUCAGCAAAUAUGAAAUAACAGACGGGAGACCUGAUAAGAUCUAAUGCACUGUGCACACAGCCAGGCAUCUGCUGGGGCGUAAUGGUUACUCCAAAAACGAUUAUAGCGUCGCGUUUGCAUCAUUCGCCAUGCGCAAACAUCAUCAUGCGCCUCCAAAAGUAUCUUCUUCGAUGAAGUUGUAUCGGAUUUAUAAAUGUGAUGAUCAAAGUAAUUCCAUCAGCAAGGUUGGCUCUACUGCGCGCUCCUCGGCUGUUUUGUGAUGGACUAAGCCACAAUGUCUCAGCUGUACUACCGCAGAUCGGACAACUCCUCGUACCGGGAUCGCAUCCCGCUGCGUAUAGUGCGCGCCGAGUCGGAGCUUUCGGUGCAGGAGAAGUCCUACCUCAGCGCUGUGGAGAAAGGAGACUAUGCCAGCGUAAAACAGGCGCUGGAAGAAGCGGAGAUCUACUUCAAGAUCAACAUUAACUGCAUUGAUCCUCUGGGGCGCACUGCGCUGCUCAUCGCCAUAGAGAAUGAGAACUUGGAGAUCAUCGAGUUGCUCCUCAGCUUCAACGUGUAUGUCGGGGACGCUCUGCUCCACGCCAUUCGUAAAGAGGUGGUUGGCGCCGUGGAGCUCCUGUUGAACCACAAGAAGCCCAGUGGAGAGAAACAGGUGCCGCCCAUAUUGCUCGACAAACAGUUCUCCGACUUCACUCCCGACAUUACCCCCAUCAUUUUGGCUGCUCACACCAACAACUACGAGAUCAUCAAGAUGUUGGUUCAGAAAGGCGUGACUGUCCCCCAGCCUCACGAGGUACGCUGUAACUGCGUGGAGUGCAUCUCCAGUUCGGACGUGGACAGUCUGCGGCACUCACGCUCCCGACUGAACAUCUACAGAGCUCUGGCCAGCCCCUCUCUUAUCGCCCUGUCCAGCGAGGAUCCGUUCCUCACCGCCUUCCAGCUCAGCUGGGAACUCCAGGAGCUCAGCAAAGUCGAAAACGAGUUCAAGGCCGAGUACGAAGAGCUGUCCCGUCAGUGUAAAUGCUUCGCCAAAGAUCUCCUGGAUCAGACCAGGUCCUCCCGUGAGCUGGAGUUGAUCCUGAACUACCGUGAUGAUAUCGACCUACUGCAAGAUGAGCCCACCAAUGAGCUGGCUCGCCUGAAAUUGGCUAUCAAAUAUCGACAGAAAGAGUUUGUUGCACAGCCAAAUUGCCAGCAGCUGUUGGCCUCUCGCUGGUAUGAUGAAUUUCCUGGCUGGAGGAGACGUCACUGGGCGGGCAAAUUUAUCACCUGUGUCUUCAUCGGCCUGCUCUUCCCUCUGCUCUCCCUGUGUUACCUGGUGGCACCCAAGAGCCGCUACGGUCUCUUUAUUCGGAAGCCCUUCAUUAAGUUCAUCUGCCACACAGCCUCAUACCUGACCUUUCUGUUCCUGUUGCUGCUGGCCUCCCAACACAUAGUCUCCAACAAUCCCGAUCGACAGGGUCCAAAGCCCACUACUGUGGAAUGGAUGAUCCUACCUUGGGUUCUAGGUUUCAUAUGGACAGAGGUCAAGCAGAUGUGGGAUGGUGGAUUUCACGACUAUGUCCAUGACUGGUGGAAUCUCAUGGACUUUGUAAUGAACUCCUUGUACCUUGCAACCAUCUCAUUAAAGAUUGUUGCAUUUGUCAAGUAUAGUGGUUGCAAACCCAGGGAAACUUGGGAAAUGUGGCACCCAACACUGGUGGCUGAAGCGGUGUUUGCCAUUGCCAACAUCUUCAGCUCGUUGCGCCUUAUUUCGCUCUUCACGGCAAACUCCCACCUAGGUCCUCUGCAGAUUUCAUUGGGUCGGAUGCUCCUGGACAUCCUGAAGUUCCUGUUCAUCUACUGUCUGGUGCUUCUGGCAUUCGCCAAUGGACUCAAUCAGCUCUACUUCUACUACGAGACCAGCGAUGGGAUGAAUUGCAAGGGCAUCCGAUGUGAACGUCAAAACAACGCUUUCUCAACGCUGUUUGAGACCUUGCAGUCUUUGUUCUGGUCUAUUUUUGGGCUGAUCAGUCUGUAUGUGACCAAUGUUAAAGCUGACCACAAGUUCACAGAAUUUGUGGGUGCCACCAUGUUUGGUACUUAUAACGUCAUCUCCUUAGUGGUCCUUCUUAAUAUGCUGAUCGCCAUGAUGAACAAUUCCUAUCAACACAUUGCUGACCACGCUGAUAUUGAGUGGAAAUUUGCCAGAACGAAGUUGUGGAUGAGUUAUUUCGAGGAAGGAGGCACCCUACCAUCUCCUUUCAACAUCAUCCCCAGUCCUAAAUCCAUAUGUUACCUGAUCAAAUGGAUUAAGGUGCAUAUUUUCAAGAGGAGGUCAAAGCGGACUGAGACUUUUGGGGCAUUAGGGAGAAGGGCUGCUGAAAACCUGAGACUCAACCACCAAUACCAGGAGGUCCUGAGGAACUUAGUAAAACGGUAUGUGGCUGCUAUGAUUCGAGACGCCAAGACUGAGGAGGGGCUCACAGAGGAAAACUUCAAAGAGUUAAAGCAGGACAUAUCGAGCUUCCGUUACGAGGUCAUAGGAAUGAUGAAGGGCAACCGAAAAAGUAUUCGCGCAAGUCAGAGUCCUGACACAGAAGCUGUUAAUGUGCCUCAUUCCGACUGUUUAUCCCAAUAUUCCUCAGCUCCAAAGCAGAGCAUUAAACCAAAUUUAUGUGACGUUACCAUAGUUCUUCAACAGCAAAAGUCUGAAGAGGCGAGGCGAGACUCUCUCAGCUGUCUGGCUAACGGCUCAGCGGUGGCUUUGGCCGACCCCACACCUGAAGAUAAAGCCAGGAAAGACUUCCCCAAGGAUUUCUCGGAUUUCGGGUUGUUCCCAAAGACGCGAAAACAAACUGGUCUUUUUCUCAGCCCAAAUAAGAUCUACUCACUCGCUGAAGAGGUAAGGGAAACCGAUUCUGACAAAUUGGACUGGAUAGGAGAGGAACCGGUUGAGAAGCCAUUGGCAGGAGAGGUUGAUAAAGAAAACAGAGAAUCGAAGUACCUGAUGGUGGACGAGGAAGGUAUGUUAGAAGAUCAAGAGAAAGAUGAACACUAGAUUAACUGUGUAUGUACUUUAACAGAGGAUUAUUUAAAUUACAAAUCUGAAGGAUUUGCACUGUCAGAGAUGGAGCUUUUGAGGUGUAGAUGGACCAAGUCGCUGGAUUUCCAAAAGGUUUGAGGUAUCAGAAGAUGCUGUUUGGGACUACAGAUGCCAGCAUGUGAAAGCACUAUAUAAGUACUUUAUAAUUUAAUUUUAUUUGGCACAUUUGAGCUGCUGCCACCAUGUUGAUUUUAACUGUAUACCAUUCCUGCACUCAUUUUAAGUCAUUUUUAAGUCAAAAUUACAAUCAGAGCAAUUGUUGAUUCAAGUAUUUAAAAUGUCCGUUGGUACAUUUAAAAUAUUUUUUGCGACAUAACCGCUAAUAUAGGUUUAUCAAGUCAUUGUUAAAAAAAACGGAAGAUUAUUUAUGCAGAUUAAAUGAAUUGCAUUUAGUUACGUUGCAAAUGUAUAUGACACAGCCAUUUUGCUUACAACUAUGCAAUAAAAGUAUAGAAUUAUG
Misgurnus anguillicaudatus (oriental weatherfish) is the source of this 3594-nucleotide messenger RNA. The record is from RefSeq and is a predicted model, not a curated record. NCBI's taxonomy places the organism in Eukaryota, Metazoa, Chordata, Actinopteri, Cypriniformes, Cobitidae.